AUGGAAGGAUUUCCAGCAACACCCCUCCCUUCCUCAAGGUCCCCCCUCGGGCGGCGGUUUCCUUCGGAGCCGCCAGCUCGCCGGAGGAGUUUCCCGCCAGGAAAAAGGGUUGUGGUCAGCGCGAGAAGAUCAGAAAUGGAAGGUGGAAGAGACGGGCAUCGCGGGGGAAGUGUGGUGGACCAGAACAUGAUCGUCCUGCGGAUGCGGAUUAAGGAGAUGGAGUGGGCGGAGAGGAGCCAUGCGCCGCCGGGGUGGACGGAGUGGGAGAAGGAAUACUAUGGAUCACAGCGUUACAGUGAAGAUGUUUGUGAAGCCAUGGGGUGGCUGCAAUUGAUGCUGAUGAAUACGAGGCCGUGUUUGGCCAUUGGGAUGGCAGCAAUGGUAGCUUUGAGUGUCCCCAUUUCAGCCUACUGGCUUCUGUUCCACGCCAUGGAGAUGGCUAACGCUCUUGUUCCUGGAUUUCACAUCAAUUAG
Molecule: messenger RNA, 474 nt
Organism: Diospyros lotus (date-plum)
Lineage: Eukaryota; Viridiplantae; Streptophyta; Magnoliopsida; Ericales; Ebenaceae
Exons: 1
Coding region: 1-474 (157 amino acids)
Source: RefSeq, a predicted model, not a curated record